UUUCGUGUUUAAUCCCACUUUGUUUGACCACACAGUUUAUCAAGAUGGCUUUCUGCUGCUUAUUAAGCAUUUCAGACAGUAUGUGGAUGGUUUUUACGCAUUCAAAAUGGCAGGUUGUGUUUUUCAUUCUUUGCUUCAGCGGAAUGGACGUCGUAAAUUGCAAUGUGAGAUAUUCCAUCCCGGAGGAAAUGCCAGAGGGAUCAUUCGUAGGCAACAUCGCUAAGGAUCUGGGGAUAGAGAUAAGUAGACUCAUAUCUGGAAAAGCUCGUGUCGUAACAAAGGGAGGACGACAGUAUGUCGAUCUGAGCAGAGACAAAGGAACUCUAGUAGUUAAAGAAAGAAUAGAUCGCGAGGAGCUCUGUAAGCAAACGACGCCUUGCAGCUUCAGUUUUGAUCUUAUCGUUGAAAACCCUAUCCAGCUGCACCGAGUCACUGUUGAGGUGCAAGAUAUAAACGAUAAUGCUCCGUUAUUUCCGAAAGAAAAUGUUAACCUGAAAAUAGCUGAAAAUGCAGUUUUAGGAGCUCGCUUCCCUUUGGAUAGCGCUAUAGAUACAGAUGUCGGUCUGAAUAGUAUACAGAGCUAUAAACUACAUCCAGCUGAUAGUUUUAAACUGGAGGUGCAUAGUCAGACCGAUGGCAACAAAUACAUUGAGAUGGUUUUACAGCGAGAACUAGAUCGAGAGGAGCGCGAUGAGAUUAAAUUGGUUCUUGUAGCAGCUGAUGGUGGAUCACCUCAAAAAUCAGGCACUGUAAAAAUUCAUAUUACUGUUCUGGAUGUUAAUGAUAAUGCCCCGGUGUGUAAACAGUCAGUAUUUAAAACUGAAGUAAGGGAAGAGUCUCCUGCUGGUACUGUUAUUGGUUCUGUUAGUGCUGCUGAUGCUGACGAAGGUGCAAAUGGCCAUGUUUCCUAUUCCUUCGCUGUAGCCAGCAAAGAAGCGAGGGAGCUUUUUGAGAUAAACACAGAUACAGGUGAGAUUACAAUUCUUGGUCAUUUAGAUUAUGAAUCUCAAAAUAGUUAUCAGUUAAACAUUCAUGCAAGAGAUAAAGGAGGUCUCGCAGAUACAUGCAAAUAUGUCAUAGAUGUGAUUGAUGAAAAUGACAACUCUCCCACCAUUCAGCUUAUGUCCUUCUCAAACACCCUUCCUGAAAAUUCUCCACUGGGAACAACUGUUGCAGUCAUUAACGUAGAGGACGCGGAUUCCGGUAAAAACGGUCUUGUUCAUUGCUCACUAAAUCAAAACAUACCGUUUAAUAUCGAGUCAUCUCUCACAGACUAUUAUAGUUUAAUUACUGAUGAUAUGCUUGAUCGAGAAAGUUUUGCUGAAUAUAACAUAUCGAUCUUGGUAUCAGACCAAGGAAGUCCAGCGCGACACGCAAGCAAAAUACUGACGGUAAAAAUAUCCGAUGUCAAUGACAACCCGCCUAUAUUCGAUUCUGACGAAUAUAAAACAUUUGUUGGUGAAAAUAAUUCUCCUGGUCUGACUAUACUGACUGUUAAAGCAAAAGAUGCUGACUGGGGUCCCAACGCGCAAUUGUCCUACUUCCUGAAGGAUGAAGACAUGCGUGGUGUGCCGAUAAGUUUUCUCGUGUCUGUGGAUUCACUUACUGGAACUAUUCAUGCAGUGAAAUCAUUUGAUUUUGAACAGUUAAAAUCGUUUGCCUUUAACGUGACAGCUCGAGACGGAGGAUCCCCGCCCUUGAGCUGUGAAGUGACAAUAAAUAUUAAUAUUCAAGAUCAGAAUGACAACGCUCCACAGGUUCUGUAUCCAGUACAGACUGGCAGUUCAGUGGUGGCUGAGAUUGUGCCUCGUGCUGCAGAUGUUGGAUAUCUCGUCACUAAAGUGGUGGCUGUUGAUGUGGACUCUGGACAGAAUGCCUGGCUCUCCUAUAAACUACACAAAGCUACAGACAGAGCGCUGUUUGAAGUGGGUUUACAGAAUGGAGAAAUAAGAACUGUGCGACAAGUGACUGAUAAAGAUGCUGUCAAACAGAAACUCACUGUUGUUGUGGAGGAUAACGGACAUCCCUCUCGCUCAGCUGUGGUCUCCAUUAACGUGGCUGUGGCUGACAGUUUUCCUGAAGUGCUGUCAGAGUUCACAGACUUUACGCAUGAAAAACAAUAUAACGACAACCUGACUUUUUAUUUAGUUCUCGCACUGGCCGCUGUUUCUUUCCUCUUUAUCACUUGUGUGGUUGUGAUAAUAUCAGUAAAGAUCUACAGAUGGAGACAAUCUCGCUUUCUCUAUCAGUCCAAUCUGCCUGUUAUUCCGUACUAUCCACCGCAUUACGCAGACACAGGAGUCACUGGAACUCUGCCGCACGGGUAUAAUUAUGAAGUGUGCAUGACGACUGACUCGAGGAAGAGUGACUGUAAGUUUUCUACACUCGGUGGACAGAGUGUGUUAGUGGUGGACCCGAGUUUCACUGAGACGAUGCAGCGCGCAAUCAAGGAACAAAACUGCUUAGAAGAUCCAGAAUUGCAAAAAAUGGUAAGACGUUCUUAUAGACAGCCAUUGGACCGUGUUAUCCUAUGGAGGGUCUUAUUCGUCGUGGUUGUUUGCUUGAUCUCAAACACAAAUGCACAGAUUCGUUACUCAGUUCCAGAGGAAAUGAAGAAAGGAUCUCUUAUCGGGAAUAUAGCUCAUGAUCUUGGUCUGGAUGCUCAAAGACUGCGCUCGGGUCGGGCUCGUAUCGUGUCUGGCGACAGCACUGAAUACGUAGAGCUGAAAACAGACAAAGGGAUUUUGGUUGUGAAGGAGAGAAUUGACCGAGAGCAGCUUUGCGCUGAAACCACUCCGUGCAGCUUCACAUUUGAAAUAAUACUUGAUAAUCCAAUGGAGCUACAUCACGUUACGGUAGAAAUAUUGGAUGUAAACGAUCAUUCACCAACAUUUCCUAACGAUGAAAUUAAUCUUGAAAUAAGUGAAUCAGCCGCGCCUGGAGCUCUUUUUUUACUGGAAAGCGCAGAUGAUCCUGAUGUAGGUCUAAACGCACUACAACAUUAUACUAUGUCACCUAAUGAUUAUUUUAUUCUAAAGGAACAUUCGAGCCCAGAUGGAAUCAAAUAUGCUGAAAUGGUGCUUCAGAAACCUCUAGACAGAGAGCAGCAUCCACGACUGUCUCUCAUUCUCACAGCGGUUGAUGGAGGAAACCCUCAAAGAUCUGGUAAUAUGAAAAUAGAAGUCACCCUACUAGAUAUAAAUGAUAACGCACCUAUCUUUAACCAGUCAGUUUACAGGACAACAAUAGCGGAAAAUGCGCCUAAGGGUACUUAUAUUACAACUGUAAAUGCUAGUGAUGCAGACAGUGAAGCAAAUAGUUUAAUUUCCUACAGUUUCGCUAAUUUCAAAAGUAACAGAAAUGACAUUUUUAAAAUCGAUAGAAAAACAGGUGUUAUCACUCUAACUGGAAUAUUUGACUAUGAAAGAGCAAAGAAACACGAAAUUGGAAUCGAGGCCAAAGAUCAGGGUGGUUUAGGAAAUUCGGCUAAAGUCAUAGUUGAUUUAAUUGAUGUUAAUGAUAAUGCACCAGUUAUCAGUGUUAUGUCAUUUUCAAGUCCAGUUACGGAAGACGCAACUGUUGGAACCACUAUCGCUAUUUUCAGUGUCAAGGAUCUAGAUGCAGGAGACAAUGGACACGUUGACUGUACAAUUGAUAGAAACACACCAUUCAAACUUCAGUCUUCACUGCGGAAUUAUUACACUUUAGUGACUGACGCUGCUUUAGAUCGUGAACGUGUGGUCGAAUAUAACAUCACAAUUACAGCUACAGAUUCAGGGUCUCCUGCGCUUUCCAGUCAGAAAACUUUAAAUCUGAAAGUAUCAGAUGUUAAUGACAAUCCGCCCAGGUUUCAAAAGAGUGUUUACACUGCAUAUGUUACUGAAAAUAAUUCACCUGGUUUGUCCAUAUUUACUCUGAGUGCUCAAGAUGAUGAUUGGAACCAGAACGCCCGUAUUUCGUAUCUUAUAGAUGAAACUACAGUGGGUGGAUCCCCUUAUUCCUCUUUUAUAUCAGUAAAUGCUGACAGUGGAGUGGUACACGCGCUGCGCGGUUUUGACUAUGAGCAAAUGAAAAGUGUUAGUGUCUGUGUGAAAGCACAAGAUGGAGGCUCUCCACCUCUCAGCACUAAUGUGACUUUGGACAUUAUAAUCCAAGAUCAGAAUGACAACGCUCCUCAGGUUCUGUAUCCAGUACAGACUGGCGGUUCAGUGGUGGCUGAGAUUGUGCCUCGUGCUGCAGAUGUUGGAUAUCUCGUCACUAAAGUGGUGGCUGUUGAUGUGGACUCUGGACAGAAUGCCUGGCUCUCCUAUAAACUACAGAAAGCUACAGACAGAGCGCUGUUUGAAGUGGGUUUACAGAAUGGAGAAAUAAGAACUGUGCGACAAGUGACUGAUAAAGAUGCUUUCAAACAGAAACUCACUGUUGUUGUGGAGGAUAACGGACAGCCCUCUCGCUCAGCUGUGGUCUCCAUUAACGUGGCUGUGGCUGACAGUUUUCCUGAAGUGCUGUCAGAGUUCACAGACCUUACGCAUGAAAAACAAUAUAACGACAACCUGACUUUUUAUUUAGUUCUCGCUCUGGCCGCUGUUUCUUUCCUAUUUAUCACUUGUGUGGUUGUGAUAAUAUCAGUAAAGAUCUACAGAUGGAGACAAUCUCGCUUUCUCUAUCAGUCCAAUCUGCCUGUUAUUCCGUACUAUCCACCGCAUUACGCAGACACAGGAGUCACUGGAACUCUGCCGCACGGGUAUAAUUAUGAAGUGUGCAUGACGACUGACUCGAGGAAGAGUGACUGUAAGUUUUCUACACUCGGUGGUCAGAGUGUGUUAGUGGUGGACCCGAGUUUCACUGAGACGAUGCAGCGCGCAAUGAAAGAAAAUAACUUCUUAGAAGAUCCCGACAACAAGUGUCCUGAAAUGGUAAGAUCAACUGUUAUGUGA
Molecule: messenger RNA, 4937 nt
Organism: Rhinichthys klamathensis goyatoka
Lineage: Eukaryota; Metazoa; Chordata; Actinopteri; Cypriniformes; Leuciscidae
Product: protein dachsous-like
Exons: 3
Coding region: 45-4937 (1630 amino acids)
Biological process (GO): homophilic cell-cell adhesion
Cellular component (GO): plasma membrane
Molecular function (GO): calcium ion binding
Source: RefSeq, a predicted model, not a curated record